This is a messenger RNA of Cyclopterus lumpus (lumpfish), 2169 nucleotides long. RefSeq names its product gonadotropin-releasing hormone II receptor-like. Gene Ontology annotation, cellular component: membrane. NCBI's taxonomy places the organism in Eukaryota, Metazoa, Chordata, Actinopteri, Perciformes, Cyclopteridae. Gene Ontology annotation, molecular function: peptide binding; gonadotropin-releasing hormone receptor activity. The record is from RefSeq and is a predicted model, not a curated record. Bases 712 to 1845 code for a protein of 377 amino acids. The transcript has 5 exons. Gene Ontology annotation, biological process: G protein-coupled receptor signaling pathway.
CUUCAGGUGGGGUGCAGAUGUGAUGUGGAGGCGGAGCUUCAGGUGGGGUGCAGCCAAGUUGUGGAGGUGGAGCUUCAGGUGGGGUGCAGCCAAGUUGUGGAGGCGGAGCUUCAGGUGCAGAUGUGAUCUGGAGGCGGAGCUUCAGGGGGGGUGCCGAGAUGAUGUCAGACAGACCAGACUUAUUAACAGUUUCUCUGCAGUGAAACUGACUCAGGAUCAGAUUUAACUUCCUGCUGAAACAUCAAAGACUUCAUUCUGCUGAUCAGGCAGAACACACACACGCACACACACACUCUCACACACACACUCUCACACACACACUCACUCUCACACGGAGCUCCUCCCCCGCUGCAGGUUUUUCUUCAGAAGCUGCUGCAGUCGACAGGAAUUUGAACUGAUCCGGAUCAGACUGGGUUCUGUUCAUCAGACGAGGUUCUCCAAGGUUCUCCAGGGUUCUACAAGGUUCUCCAGGGUACUCGGUGGGUUCCUGGACAGAGGACAUGAGGAGGAGAAACAUUCAAAGCUGCUGAUCAGUGAACUCCGACGGCUGGGGGCGGGGCUAAAGGAAAUCCUACUGAGCAUGCUCAGUGGGACCACGAUGAUGAAACCAGAACUUUACCACGAAAAGUUUAUUGGUCAUUUGAUGCUCUUCAUGGUAAUAAAUCAUCUGUCAGCCAAUCAGGGCCUGAAACUCUGCUGGUCUGCAGAGAGAUGUGGAGGUUGCCAAGGAUGUCAGGUAACUGGUCCAUCAUGCAAAUGUCAUCAUUGGCUCCACCCACUAGCUAUGUAGCCCCGCCCCCUACCAACACGUCCCAGUGGCCCCCUCCCCCAGACUGGAAGGCUCCCAGCUUCACCCGGGCCGCUCAGUUCCGCGUGGGAGCCACCUUGGUCCUCUUCCUGUUUGCCGCCGUCAGUAACCUCGCCUUAUUGGGCAGUGUUUGGUGUGGGCGUGGCCGGCGGCUGGCAUCUCACCUGCGGCCUUUGAUGUUGAGCUUGGCGUCGGCCGACCUCGUGAUGACCUUCGUGGUGAUGCCUCUGGACGCGGUGUGGAACGUGACGGUGCAGUGGUACGGAGGAGACGUCCUCUGCAAGCUGCUGUGCUUCCUGAAGCUGUUCGCCAUGCACGCCUCCGCCUUCAUCCUCGUGGUCAUCAGCCUCGACCGCCAGCACGCCAUCCUGCACCCGCUGGACGCCCUGAGUGCACACCGCAGGAACCGAGUCAUGCUGCUGCUGGCCUGGAGCCUCAGCCUGCUGCUCGCAUCACCUCAGCUCUUCAUCUUCCGGGCGAUCAGAGUCGAGGCCGUGGACUUCACUCAGUGUGCGACUCACGGCAGCUUCAGCCGCCGCUGGCAGGAAACCGUUUACAACAUGUUUCACUUCACCACGCUGUAUGUGGUCCCCCUGCUGGUGAUGAGCUGCUGCUACAGCCGCAUCCUGCUGCAUAUCCACCUGCAGCACCUGAGAGACAAAGGUGAGUCGUACCUGCGGCGCAGUGGCACCGACAUCAUCCCGAAGGCUCGGAUGAAGACUCUGAAGAUGACGGUGGUCAUCGUGCUUUCCUUCGUUGUGUGCUGGACGCCGUACUACCUGCUGGGGAUCUGGUACUGGUUCCAGCCCGACAUGCUGCGCGUCACACCUGAGUACGUGCACCACGGCCUCUUCGUGUUCGGGAACCUGAACACCUGCUGCGACCCCGUCAUCUACGGCUUCUACACGCCGUCCUUCAGGGCCGACCUCGCCGCCUGCUGCCGCAGGACGAAGAGCGACGCCUCGCUGCGAUCUCCGGACCGCCUGUCCGCCAGGCACAAGGCGGACCCUGCCACCAACAACCAGGCAGGACACUGACCAAUCAGAGGACGGGAGUUAAUUAUGUCACAGUCAGAACGUGUCAGACCUGAACUGGAUCAGCUUAAGGGGGACCAGGACUCUCAGAUGGUCUUCCUGCAGCUUAAAGAGGACAUUUUAGGGCUUUAAUAUGAUUCUGUUGGAAAGAGUUGAAUUAAAUUAGAGUAGAAAAUGUGUUUUAUUGAUUUCAUUCCUGUAUUGAUCAUCAGAGUCCUUUAAUCGAUAACGGUAGCACCAAACACCUGAAGGGGUCUGUUACGUUCCCCGACUGAAGUCUACGGGAGCAACAAUGAGUGUAGCGUUACUUAAAGGGACAAUAACCCA